ACAUCAUCGUGGAGGACAACGCCUGAACACGAAUGAUUGUGGACAAUAUUUCUUCCUAGACAGAGAGCGAAAGAGAGAGAGAGAGAGAGAGAGAGAGAGAGCGGCCUGUAGCAGAGACGGCACCUCCUAAACCCUAUGACGACGAGGAAUUUACUUCUAUUCCUGGGGCUCACUGGGUUGAGCCUCCAGGAGCCAGACAUAUUGAAGGACUUUUGCAGACUCUUCGGACACCAGACCGCUGUGAUCGAUCGCAAGCUCUAUAUCGAUGGCGGCUUCGUGAACUAUAACCCUCUGAGUGAAUACCCCGACAAUGCCACCAAUACGGCCUUGCUCUACGCGGACUUCGAUGUCAACAAUCAAGGGAUGCCGGCGGUAUAUAACAACCUGACAAAACCUGCCGACGCGCCUGAUGUGAAUGGAGGAAUUCUGUGGCCCGACACCGUCAACAAGAUGAUCUAUCUCUACGGUGGCCAGUAUGACCAGGGCACCCCCGGCAACUUCUCGCUAUGGUCAUACGAUGCGCUCUACAACACGUGGCAAACGGUCAACGCCGACACUACACAGAGGAAUAUCCAAAGGGCAAGCUACGGUGCGGGAGUAACGAUACAAGAUCGAGCGGUUGCCUUCUACUAUGGUGGAUGGUUAUCCAAUGGCUCGGUGUCGAAUUGGGGGUCGAAGUCUCCCAAAGCUUUGUCGACCAUGCUUCAAUACGACAUGCUGCAGAAUACGUGGACGAAUUCAUCGGGUCCGGAUACGAUCGGCCGCGCGGAAGGGUCCAUGGUGUACAUUCCAGCAAGUGACGGCAUGCUGGUGUACAUGGGAGGCGUGCAGUCCGCAAAUAAUGGCACUACCCGCGGCCAGCCGAUGGAUGAGAUCUUACUAUAUGACAUCUCAGGUAGUAGGUGGUACACGCAAAAGGCGACCGGCGACGUCCCCGAACAACGGAGAAGAUUCUGUGCCGGUGCCACUUGGGCGGAAGAUUACUCGUCGUAUAAUAUCUACCUCUACGGUGGCGCCGGUGCUCCCGAGGGCCUUGGCUAUGAUGAUGUUUAUGUUUUGACCUUACCGUCCUUUAAAUGGAUCAAAUGGUAUCCCACAGAUGGUAGUGAAAGCGGUUAUCCCAAGAAUGCCAUGUCCUGCACGGUUGUAGAUGGCGCCCAGAUGCUCGUGAUGGGCGGCAACAAGCCAAAUGACACAGACUGUGAUGCCUACCCGAUAUACGGACUCCAUAAUAUGUACCUGGGAAAGCAAAAUCCCGAAAAUGCCGUGUGGGCAAUGUUCAGACCAAACGUCACGAGCUACGAGGUUCCGUCCGAGAUUAUCUCCGCUGUUGGAGGAUCGGCCACAGGGGGCGCCACGACCACCGAGCCCGCGGACGGCUUUGACAACCGUGACCUGUCGGUUUUCUUUACGCGCACAUAUACCGCGGCGACCCGCGCACCCACUCGUCCGAUCCCAACUCCAUCGAGUGGUUCCAAGUCUAAGCCUGUUGGGGCGAUUGUGGGUGGUGUCAUCGGCGGCGUCGCGGGGGUAUCGAUCCUGGCUGCGAUUCUGUUCUUUUACCUCCGGUCACGGAAGAAGAAGAAGGCCGAACUAGUACCGACCGAAGAGGAACAACCACCACAAGACGUGAAACAUCCGGGAGCCGAUGGACAAGAUGACCCGAGGCGCAGUGAGCUCGCUGCAGGAUACGCCGGGCAACAGGAAUCCAUGAGAAGCGAGUUGCCUGCGGAAGCCGUUGUCGGGCAACGACAAUCGACAAGAAGCGAACUGGGCAGCGCAGCCCUCGUCGAGUUAGAGGGAGAUGUCGUGCCCUACUCACCCACCACCUCGCCGCCGGGCUCUCCUCCACCACCAUCCCACCCCAUCUCCCCGACUUCUCCCCACCGCGGAUCGGCUCCAUCAUCAUGAUGGAGGCCUUGACAACCACUGAAAUAGUACUCCCAACGAUAGCCUCGAAGGGAUACGUACGCAAAGUAGCAAUACUUGCUCCCAGGCCUGAGGAACAUCCGAGGUUUUGCCCGGCCCGUACCCUGGUGAAUGUUUGAAUGUUUAUAGAUGACCCAACAGUUUUAUAUACUCUGGGACUGGGGCUCAAGCUCUUGUCUAAGAGGACUAGCUUCAAGUUCCAGAGUCUUGUUCUAUAUACUAAUUUGCAGUAAUUAUUAUACCAUUCU
Molecule: messenger RNA, 2177 nt
Organism: Aspergillus pseudotamarii
Lineage: Eukaryota; Fungi; Ascomycota; Eurotiomycetes; Eurotiales; Aspergillaceae
Exons: 7
Coding region: 136-1911 (591 amino acids)
Molecular function (GO): protein binding
Source: RefSeq, a predicted model, not a curated record